Molecule: messenger RNA, 849 nt
Organism: Sphenostylis stenocarpa
Lineage: Eukaryota; Viridiplantae; Streptophyta; Magnoliopsida; Fabales; Fabaceae
Source: the annotation of a GenBank genome assembly
AUGACCGGUAACGAGUUUCGCUUUUUCUUGUCCUGCGACAUCAAUCUUCCAGUCACUUUCCGCGUCGAGCGAUUAGAAGGCAAUUUCCCUCUUCCCAAAUUCCCCAAUUCAGAAAAUAAUGCCCCCACCGAGAAUAGAACAUCGGAGUUGUACGUGGAGUGUGCGUUGUACAUCGAUGGUGCACCGUUUGGCCUUCCCACCGGAACAAGAUUGGAGUCCACUGGACCACCAUAUUGUUGGAAUGAGCUCAUCACUUUAACAACAAAAUAUCGGGACUUAACUGCUCAGUCACAACUCACAUUCACUGUUUGGGAUCUUUCACAUGGUGAAGGAUUGAUUGGAGGAGCCACAAUUCUUCUCUUCAAUAACAAAAAACAGCUCAAAACUGGGAAGCAAAAGCUUAGGCUUUGGGCAGGAAAAGAGGCAGAUGGAACAUUUCCUACCAGUACACCUGGAAAGGUCCCUAGGCAUGAGCGUGGAGAAUUGGAGCGGUUGGAAAAGCUUGUGAAUAAGUAUGAACGAGGUCAAAUUCAACGAGUGGACUGGCUGGAUCGCCUCACAUUUAAAAGUAUGGACAGAAUCAAGGAACGUGAAAGCUUGAAAAACGGAAGUUCUCAUUACCUGGUUGUAGACUUCUGUAGCUUUGAGCAUCGAGUUGUUUUUCAGGAAUCAGGUGCAAAUUUUUUGUUGCCGUCUCCUAUAGCUUCAACCAAUGAUAUUGUUAUUGUCUGGGAUCCAGAAGUGGGAAAGAUAAAUCCCUCUGAGCACAAACAGUUGAAGCUGGCCAGGAGUUUGACUCGUGCCGUCAUAGACAGGGAUCUGAAGCCAAGCUCAAAUGAGAGAAAGUAA